CGACAGGUUAUCGGUUAUAAUAAAAUGAUAGUAGGUUGCAGCAUUAACUAAGGAGGAGAGCCUUAAAUCAUCCAGGAGAAGAAGAAGAAGAAGAAGAAGAAGAAGAAUUGUUGAGGGACAGAAAGGAGGGGCUGUGGGCGGAGUCUCAUCUUGACUUUGAAUCCAUUCAGCCUUUUCUGCAGCACCACUGAACUUGCUGAGAGACAAACGCAGACUCCAUAGUGUUGUGCAGAAACCUCUCACUGCUGCUACUGCUGCUUAUUUUUUUGUAAUCCACCCCCUCCUCUUCUUAUUCGUUUGCUUCUCCAGGCUUUUUUUGUGAAAUGUCCACCAAACGUGACUUGCUGUCGGAUUCACCGCGGAGUGCUGCUGCUGCUGCUGCUGGAGAGGAGGAGGAGUGGUCAGGGACGCAGAUCAUUGUGUACUUGUAGAUCGACGGCGCCCCUGAACGCAUCAUCGCAGCGCCUCCAGUGCCUUUGAUCUGUGAAGUUGUGCUGAGAUUGGCGAUGAUUGGCGUCUAAUUUGCUGCUCAGUUUUGUGGAGAGGACUGACGGACGGACGGACGGACGGACUGACUGACUGCAGACAGCCAGGCAGGGGAGCCAGCGCUGCAUUGUAGUAACUGAGACGCCGAUUCCUCCCCGAGGAUUGCACAACCCCGUCCGCUCAAAAUGUCAUCUCAGGCCAAAGUCAAGAAGGACAAAGAGAUUAUUGCCGAAUAUGAGACACAAGUGAAAGAGAUCCGUAACCAGCUGGUGGAGCAGUUCCGUUGUCUGGAGCAGCAGUCCGAGUCCCGGCUGCAGCUGCUGCAGGACCUGCAAGAGUUCUUCCGUCGGAAAGCAGAGCUCCAGCUCGAGUACUCCAGAGGCCUCGACAAACUAGCCGAGCGCUACGCUGCCAAGAUCCGCACCUCCAGAGAGCACCAGCACUUCAAAAAGGACCAAAAUCUGCUGUCCACCGUCAACUGCUGGUAUUUGGUCCUGGAGCAGACCAGACGGGAGAGCAGAGACCACGCCACGCUCAGCGACAUCUACAACAACAACGUUAUUGUGCGUCUGGCACACGUGGGCGAGGAUGUCAUCAGACUUUUCAAAAAGAGCAAAGACAUCGGGGUGCAAAUGCACGAGGAGUUGGUGAAAGUCACCAACGAGCUCUACACUGUGAUGAAAACCUACCACAUGUACCACACGGAGAGUCUCAGCGCCGAGAUCAAGCUGAAGGAGGCGGAGAAGCAGGAGGAGAAGCACAUCGGCAAGGCCAACGACAUAGGCUCCAGCCUGCUUCGCUACGGCCACGACGAGCGUCCACAGCGACGGAGCUCCGUCAAGAAAAUGGAGAAAAUGAAGGAGAAGAGACAAGCCAAGUACUCUGAAAACAAGCUGAAAUGCACAAAAGCUCGCAACGAUUAUCUCCUCAAUCUGGCAGCCACCAAUGCCCUGGUGGCCAAAUACUACAUCCACGACGUCUCCGAUAUGAUAGAUUGUUGUGACUUAGGUUACCAUGCAAGCUUGGCACGCAGCAUGAGAACCUACCUGUCUGCUGAGUACAGUCUGGAGACGUCUCGCCACGAGGGCUUAGACUUACUGGAGGGAGCGGUGGACGCGAUGGACAUCAGAGGAGACAAGCUGAAAUUUAUGGACACGCACAGCCAGAUCUUCUGUCCUCCAGCACGCUUUGACUAUCAGCCGCACAUGGGCGACGAGGUGUGUCAAGUGAGUGCACAGCAGCCUGUUCAAACUGAGCUCUUGAUGCGCUACCACCAGCUGCAGUCUCGCCUGGCCACACUGAAGAUAGAGAAUGAAGAGGUGAGGAAGACGCUCGACGCCACAGUGCAGACGCUUCAGGACAUGCUCACCGUCGAGGACUUCGACGUCUCGGAAGCCUUUCAGCACAGCCAGUCCACAGAGUCGGUCAAAUCGGCUUCCUCCGACUCCUACAUGAGCAAGGCCAGCGUCGCCAAAAGGCGAGCCAAUCAGCAGGAGACUGAGGGCUUCUACUUCACAAAAUACAAGGAGUACUUGAAUGGCAGCAAUCUCAUUGUAAAACUGCAGGCCAAGCAUGACCUUUUGAAGCAGACACUAGGAGAAGGGGAAAGGGCUGAAUACGGAACAACAAGAGCCCCCACUCUUCCCCCUAAACCCCAGAGAAUGCGGAAGUCUAGACCUCGCUCCAUUUAUAACCAUAAGCUGUUUAACGGCAAUAUGGAGGCCUUCAUUCAGGAUUCAGGGCAGCCUAUACCAGUGGUGGUUGAGAGCUGCGUUCGAUACAUCAAUCUGUAUGGUCUUCAGCAGCAAGGUAUAUUUCGGGUUCCGGGCUCCCAGGUCGAAGUCAACGAUAUUAAAAAUGCAUUCGAGCGAGGAGAGGAUCCAUUGGUGGACGAUCAGGCUGAUCAUGACAUCAACUCAGUGGCAGGCGUUCUAAAGCUCUACUUCAGGGGGCUGGAGAACCCACUGUUCCCUAAAGAGCGUUUUCUCGAUCUCAUAUCUACUACCAAGCUUGACCCUGGAGCAGAAAGAGCUCAUCACAUUCAGCAGAUAGUUGUGACUCUUCCGCGGCCCGUGAUCAUCGUCAUGCGAUACCUGUUUGCUUUCCUAAACCAUCUUUCCCAGUACAGUGAUGAGAACAUGAUGGACCCCUACAACCUGGCGAUCUGCUUUGGCCCCACGUUGAUGCCCAUACCGGACGAGCAGGACCCUGUGGCCUGUCAGGCGCACGUGAACGAGGUCAUUAAGACCGUUAUCAUCCACCAUGAGGUCAUUUUCCCAACGCUACGAGAACUAGAGGGACCCGUGUAUGAAAAGUGCAUGGCCGGAGGGGAAGAGUACUGUGAAAGCCCCCACAGCGAGCCCGGGGCUCUCGAUGAAGUAGACAACGGUACUGGGCCUAACACGAGUGACGAAGAGGUGGAGCAGAUCGAGGCCAUAGCGAAGUUUGACUACGUGGGCCGGAGUCCUCGAGAGCUUUCCUUCAAGAAAGGAGCCUCUCUGUUACUCUACCUGCGAGCCUCUGAGGACUGGUGGGAAGGCCGGCACAACGGUGUCGAUGGGCUGAUCCCACAUCAGUACAUUGUGGUGCAAGACAUGGAUGAUGCAUUUUCAGAUGGUCUUCAGCGGACUGACGGCGAGGCCAGCAGCGGUUCACACCGAGACGACAGAGCCUUGACUCGAGAACGCCCAGCUACAUGUGAGCACACACCGGAGCACCGCUUUAGAGCAGCAAUGGGAAGAGUGAGAGUGCGAUCAGAUGGAGCAGCAGUUCCACACCACAGGAACAGUGACACUCACAGCCCCCCCAGAGCUUCAGACCAGCCCCCUAGGGUUAUGCCUCGGCCCUGCAGCCCACACAAAAUGGCUGUUACCAGGGGCGCAGCAGACAGUCCAGAGAAACGCCGUCUCACCACAUUUGGCAGCGCAGGCUGCAUCAACCACCCGGACAGAAAGGCCUUCAUGGACAGCCAUUCUCAGCGAUCGUCGCCCAGUACGACUCGUCAUGCAAGUUUGGGAGACCACAAAACUCUUGAGGCUGAAGCUCUUGCUGAGGACAUAGAGAAAACCAUGAAUACAGCUCUCCAUGAAUUGCUGGAGUUGGAGAGACAGAAUGUAGCCAAACACGCCCCCGAUGUGGUUCUGGACACUCUGGAGCCUCUCAAACACCCAGGCGGAGGAGCCCAGGAUCCGCCCUGCAGUCCUCUCCACACCAUGGUGAUCCGGGACCCCGAUGCCGCCCAGCGACGCAGCAGCAGCAGCUCCUCCUCCGAGACCAUGACCACUUUCAAACCUGCUCUGUCAGCGCGCAGACCAAGCGCUCCUCUAAGGCCCCCGCCUGUCAGACCCGUUCGACCUGCUCCGGUGAUCGGACAGGGGCAGGGACCGCACCGCUCCAGUAGCUCUAGCUCCUCCGGCCUCGGCAGCCCAGGCAUCACUCCCACUGAAAGGGUCUUCCCCAAAGCUCCCUCCCCGUCGCCGUCCACCUCCUCCUCCUCUUCAGACAAACAAGGUAACAUGUAGCCCCCGUCUGUCACAAGUCAAGUGUUGUGAGAACACUGAAUACGAAGUGAGACUGACUUAAUUCACACCUCACACUUCUGUUUGAUAGCAAAACAAACACUGGCACCUGGUGUUUAUGAUGAAUAUUACCACUAAUCCGUGUACUCGAUUACAACAAUGAGAAAAAUAUUACUCAGAGAGACCUGUGAUGGAUUAUGAGCCACUGGGGCCCCUGGGCACAGACUGGAAAAGGGGCGUCCCUCCCACACACACUUACACACACACACACCAAUCCCGCACUCAUGCACGAAUCGACAGCGGUACAAAGAUUAUUAAAUGGAAUAUUUUGGUUGUAAUGUAAAGAAUCUCACAGAUUCUCCUUCUACCACUAGCUAAAGGUGCUUUUUGUCAGGCAACACCUGGCUGCUAACAAAAAUAAUAAUAAUAAUAAUAAUGAUGAUAAUAAUAUGAUUGCGGGGCCCCUAUUAGACAUAUCACAUAACCCAACCUUUUGUUAGUUGACUGAGGGCCCCGUCAAGACAUCAGGGGUGGAUAAUAUAGCCUUAGGGGCCUAUAAAGAUGACAUAAUUACUAUUGUUUCUUGGCUGAAGGGCCAUAUUCCGAUAUAUGAUUGAGGGGCCCUAUUACAAUAUUUCACCUAACAUAACCACUGUUAUUUGGCUUGAGAGCUACAUUUAAAUAUCAGGAUGAAUAGGCCCUUGGGCCCCAGGGGCCCAGGCCCAUUCAGUAAUCCAUCCUUGCAUGAGAUUUAUUUUCUAGAUUAGCACAGUGCUGAAUAGUCAUGCUGGAUUAAAAAAAAAGGGAUGCACUGGUGUGUUUAUUGAAAUCUGUCAAUGGAACAUCUCACUCAAACGUCAUUAGGUUAUGAAGCUGUUGUGAGUUUGGACUUCUGUGCCUGGUUUCCUGUUCCAUUACGAAGGAACACUUAAGGGAUUAUCUUCACCCACAUCCUGCAGACGUCCACUCUCGCGCCGGGUGGUUUCGUGUAGUCUAUUACACGAAGAGGAUUUUCUUGGACACCAUUUAAAUUAACGGGGGAGUUCACCUCAGAGGGCCCGCACCGCGGUGUCACUCGACCAUGGCUGAGUAGUUAUUAAUUAAAUGCAGUUCUCCUAAUGGCCACUAGAUGCAGUACCAUAAUAGACUGUACAUUUCAUGUGAGAGGCUUAGAGUGUCUCACCAUGUGUGGUGUCAGGUUUCCGUUUAUUGUUCAUGGCUUGUGUUUUUCUACGAACAAGCGUACAGCACCAGACGGAUAUAAGUACGGCUAUAUUUUUCACACGCACACAAAAACAAAUCUGUAUACGUUUUAAUGAAUUUUACAUAAGAAAGUAAGAAGUUCAGCAAAAGAGGAAAAAAAAAAGUCCUCGCUGCUUUACUCUGGUCACUUUGUAUCCAAUGAUCUUGUUUGCACUAGGUUAGCUGGUGGUAGUUCAGCAGUGCUCAUACGUAUAAAAAAAAAUGUGAGUAUUUAAUGACUAUCAACGCUGGCAACCAAUAACAUAACAUCCGUCUCAAGUGUGAUAACAGGAGACGAGAAUAUGAAAUGUGUCUCAGUCAAAGCCACAGUUUCCUCCUCAAUACUC
Solea senegalensis (Senegalese sole) is the source of this 5593-nucleotide messenger RNA. RefSeq names its product SLIT-ROBO Rho GTPase-activating protein 3-like. Gene Ontology annotation, cellular component: cytoplasm. Gene Ontology annotation, molecular function: protein binding. Bases 672 to 4007 code for a protein of 1111 amino acids. The transcript has 23 exons. NCBI's taxonomy places the organism in Eukaryota, Metazoa, Chordata, Actinopteri, Pleuronectiformes, Soleidae. Gene Ontology annotation, biological process: signal transduction; negative regulation of cell migration. The record is from RefSeq and is a predicted model, not a curated record.